AUGGGAUUACCGCCGUGGCUGGCUAAUAAUGAUCCGUUGAGUCCACCAUCCAAUGUUGCUUCCAAUUCUUCGACAUCUACCUCUGGAUUAGAGCGUUUAAAUUUACUGUCAGGUGCCAGUUCUCAACGAAAACGCCGGCCAUUCGACCACCUUGGUCUCGUUGAGAUACCUACGAAGCGAUUUGAUGGAUUUCCUCUUAUUUGUAAUCGCUAUCAAAACAAGGACAACAAAUGUGCUUCUCCUGGCAGUGUCAACAAUCCAGCAAUUGAACGACCGCAUCUUCAUGCAAAAAGAAAAGUUCUUCACCCGCUAAAUAACUCUGUGCCCACCACGAAAAUUCCGACAAAAUCUGAUGUUUCCGACUAUAAGUCAAACGAAACUCCUAUUGAGGUGGUGGACUCUAACGCAAAUAUUGCUGGCGCGGAAGUCAUUUGCGAAAUUUCUCUUCCGGCUGUUAAUUCUGCAUCUUCUAUGCAGAAUUCUAUCGAUUCUCCACUUGAACACGAUCGUAAAUCAAUUGAAAAUCCUCUCAAUGAAGUAAAUUCAUCGAGUAUCGAUUCCGUUACUGCUGUAAAUACUACAAUACUCGAAACGCAGUCUCUCCCUGCUCCUGAACAAGUUCAACUCGAAUCUCAAUCAUUAACAGUCCCCUCAUCUACCUCUGAAGGCUUUGUCGAAGUCUCAGAGACUAGCCCUACUGUCUCUCCUGCUGAUCCGGAAAUGGUUGCCUCUGAAAAUGUCGCGUGCUCUCCUUAUCAAGUACUUCCAGUGACUCUUCCGCUGAUGUGA
Molecule: messenger RNA, 789 nt
Organism: Oikopleura dioica
Lineage: Eukaryota; Metazoa; Chordata; Appendicularia; Copelata; Oikopleuridae
Source: the annotation of a GenBank genome assembly